CACAACAAAGCGAAGAGUUAUCCGAAGCAAUGACAGCAGUAGGGGCGCGCCUUAUUUCCACGGUUACCGGAAUUCCCCCGCCAAAUCCCUCCCAGUCUGAAACUUCCCUUCCACCGUUAAAACCACCACCACUGCAACAACAACAGCAUUUCAUUCUCAACACUAAAACCAAUCGCAGAAAUUUCUCAGUUCUCCCUCUCACACUCAUUCCAUUCCUCUAUCAACCCUCUCCGGCCUCCGCCUUCUCGCUCGGCAUAUCAGGACCAAAGGAUUGGUUGAGAGAUCAGAAGAAGAAAGCAUCGAAAUAUGUGUUAGCUCCAAUUGAUGCUUCUAGAAAUAGCCUUCGGAGUGCACAUCUUUUAUUAACUACGGAUUCUGACAAUCCGGAUAAAGAUUUCGAAGAAGUUCAGAACCUAUUAAGAUCUGCUACAAGAGAUUGUGCUCCUCUAGAAAGGAAUUCUUUUGUCUCAUUUCAAGCUAGUACUGGUGUUGAGGUUUGCACGUUUACUUUGGUUUUGAAGAAUGCGGCUUCUUUAUUGGACGAUAAGGAUCCUGUUAAGUUGGAAACUGAAGCUAUUUUAGGGAGUCUUAUAAGAUCUCUCAGCUCCCUUAAUGGUGUGGCAAAUGAAGCCGACUUUCAACUUGCCUCCAGCAGAGAAAAGGUGGCGGAUGCCUUGUUGGACACCAUAACCUCACUCGACAAGUUCGAGCAGGGUAUCAAGGAUUGCCUUGAGAUCUAAUAGUUGCCUCUCCAUCCUACAAUCAAAAAUAGCCUGCUGCAUAUCAAGCCUAGAAGAACAUUGGAUGCUAAUUUGUGUUAAGUUCUUGUGAUUGGGACUUGUAACAGCUCUUCACUUCCCUCAUUUUUACCAGUAUCAAUAAGAAAUUCUGUGUUUACUACUACUGUCUAGCUGUCUUUCAUUUUCUUUCGUCUCUUUGCUUGGUUCUUCAUGUGCAAUAAAAAUCGAUGUUGUCCGCU
Messenger RNA from Papaver somniferum (opium poppy), 979 nucleotides. RefSeq lists its product as uncharacterized. The coding region runs from base 30 to 740 and encodes 236 amino acids. Gene Ontology annotation, cellular component: chloroplast. The transcript has 6 exons. The record is from RefSeq and is a predicted model, not a curated record. Lineage: Eukaryota; Viridiplantae; Streptophyta; Magnoliopsida; Ranunculales; Papaveraceae.